Tripterygium wilfordii is the source of this 1247-nucleotide messenger RNA. RefSeq names its product glucose-induced degradation protein 8 homolog. Lineage: Eukaryota; Viridiplantae; Streptophyta; Magnoliopsida; Celastrales; Celastraceae. Gene Ontology annotation, molecular function: protein binding. The coding region runs from base 185 to 859 and encodes 224 amino acids. Gene Ontology annotation, cellular component: cytoplasm. Gene Ontology annotation, biological process: cytoskeleton organization; cell surface receptor signaling pathway. The transcript has 7 exons. The record is from RefSeq and is a predicted model, not a curated record.
UAUCGGUUCGUAAUCUGCAGAACUUCCGUGGCUGAUGAUGAUAGACAGAGAUCACUGUCCGAGGACUCCGAACCAUCGUAUCUAACUCCAUAUUAGUGCUCGUACGCACGCAGGCUCUUUCAAGGGCAAAACCUAAAAACUCUCCCCUUUGGCGUUCUAAUCGUUAAUUGAUAGUCGCACAAUAAUGGACUUCGAUCCUCGUUACUAUGAUCACGUUGCAGUCAAUGACAAUGAUAUCCAUAAUUUGGUUCUAUCAUAUCUCGUGCAUAAUUGCUACAAAGAAACUGUGGAAUCAUUCAUUACUUGUACUGGAAUGAAGCAGACAGAUGACCAUCUCGAUGAUAUGGAGAAAAGAAAAAGAAUUUUUCAUUUUGCAUCAGAGGGAAAUGUACUACGGGCCCUUGAACUGACUGAAGAGCUGGCACCUGACUUACUGGAGAAAAAUCAGGAUUUGCAUUUUGAUCUUCUAAGUCUUCGAUUUGUUGAGCUUGUCAGCUCCAGAAAGUGCACAGAAGCUCUUGAGUUUGCUCAGACCAAGUUGACCCCUUUUGGGAAGGUUCAAAAAUAUGUGGAAAAGCUUGAAGAUUUCAUGGCCUUGCUUGCUUAUGAGGAUCCAGAAAAGUCCCCCAUGUUUCAUCUGCUUAGCUUGGAGUACCGGCUGCGCGUUGCAGAUAAUUUGAACAGAGCAAUUCUUGGUUUGUUUCCGGAGCUACAUCAUUUGUCCCAUGCAAACAAGCCAAGUUGUACAGCUAUGGAAAGACUGAUACAACAGAUCACGGUAGUUAGACAAUGCUUGAGUCAAGAGCAUGGAAAGGAUGGGCAUCCCCAAUUUUCGCUGAAGGAUUUUCUUAAAAGCUAAGAUAAGCACAUAUGAAGUAUACUUGCCACUCAGCCAGGAAUGGUUGUUACUGGAUGGUUUUGGUAUAAGAGUAUAGCCAUCCUCGCAUAUCUGAAGAUGUUUCUGUGAAGGGCUUUCUCAUAGAUCUGGGUGCCCUGCAUUUGGCAAUGUAAGCCUUAUUCAUGAUUGGCCCCGAAAGCAAGGCAACGGGGUUCAACGCACUUCGGGUUGGUUUAGUCUUGACUGAUGGUUUAUUGAUACUACGUAUGGUUUGUUAUUUUUAAUUGGUUAUACAAAUCUGGUAGAAAUCAUAGUAGUUUGUAAUUUAUUUAUUUAUUUUCUGCAAUGUGUAUCAGUGUAUUGUUUUUGGUAUAUUUAUGCCUGGAGUGUGGUUGAUGAUAUAGCUCAA